CCAUGGCAACAAUGAUGAUGGUGCUGGUGCUGUCCCUCCUUGUGAUUUUUGUUGUCAUCUUCCUUCCAAACCACCUCCCUAGGACCUUCACCUUGGGAGAGUUGUCCUGCAGCAUCCAGCUCAUGGCUGCACUGCUGUGGAAGGCAGUGUAUGUCUACACAACUAGGGACAUCACCAACUUUAAAAUAUACAGCAUAGAUUCAUUGCAAACAAUUAUAUACAUCGCCAUACUUGUGAUCAUCGUCCUGUACGUCCUCCUUCCUGCACAUCUCCGUGGACAACGUCCGUGGGUGUUCUAUGUGGUGUUCAUAUGUGUGUCAGUAGCGUUGGUUAUCCCCACAUCAUACAUGGUUCUCGGACGGAUGUUGUCACGUGGAUGUUCACCAGCAUAUUCUUACAUCCCAAAAGGGUGAGUCUACUGCUGUACUGGAUGGUGUGUUCCGUUGUGGCGGCCGUGUUCAGCUUGUGGCAGGGGUCAGCCACAGAAGGAGACCGCAGCAACACCAUCACCCGCAAGUCAUUCCAUCUGGUCAUAGUAGUCGUGUACAUUCCAGGGCUGAUAGUGGAUGCAGAGUUUCUACACCUUGCAUCUGUGUGUGCUGGCGCCAUCCUGCUGCUGCUUGAAGCUGUGAGGGUUCACACUGUACCACCACUGGGCCAGCAUAUUGACAGCUCUUUCAAGAUGUUUGUGGAUGAUAAGGAUGAAGGCCGUGUGAUACUGACCCAUAUCUACCUCCUAGUGGGCCUGUCUCUUCCUCUCUGGAUCACCAACAUCCGGCCCAUCAAUGGUGCUCUGCUACCCAUGUACAGUGGAGUUAUCUCCCUUGGUGUGGGCGACACUGCAGCAUCUGUAGGAGGUGUUCUGUUUGGUCAACACAAGUGGCCAGGAAGUAACAAGUCCCUUGAAGGAACAGUCACAUGUGCCAUCAGCCAAGCUCUAGUCUUGGGCUGCCUCACUCUCACAGGGGUAGUGUCAAGUCCACUCAGCCUCCCCCUGGUGGUAGCAGUCGUCCUGUCAUCCUUGUUUGAAGCUUUUACCCUGCAAGUAGACAACCUGGUUCUACCCCUGCUGACAUAUUCUCUGCUGUGUAUGACAUGACGAAUGUUUGUUUGUGGUUUAACACAAAGCAAUAUUCCAGCUAUGUGAUGGCAGUCUGUCUGUGGAGUCUGGUCCAGUGAUCGACAUUAUGAGCAUCGAUCUGCUUAACUAGGAUACAAUGACCUGUAUUAGCCAAGUCAUAAGGCCUGACCAUCCGAUGCAUUUAGUGGUCUCUUAUAACAAGCAUGGGACGCUGUAGACCAAUUCCAACCCAAAUAUUCAUAGGUCUAUGACAGAAUGAGGAAUAGCAUCAACUCAUCAUUUCCAUACACUGGUGUACACUAUGGUUCCUGGUUCAGGAUGAUGGAAUGAAUGUUGCUACACUCUGUGAGAGAACAAUGACGCACCUAUCCUGCUGAAGAAGUAUGGCAUUUGUCAGCCAUCAUUGCCAUGUCAUUGCAUACAGUAAACUUCCUCGAACUUGUCUGCACUCAUGUUCCUAUGUAGUAUUUUCCUGGAUGCCAGCCAUGUCAGGCAACACACCUUGUGCUUCCAUGCAUGACGUCAUGUUGGACUGCAGGGUAUACGGGUAUACCUGGCUUUUCGAAGGAUAUGUAUUGCAAUAUUUUUUCUGAGAACUGGUAUAUUGGGUAAAUAAGAUAUAUGAAGUUUUUGUGAUUAUCUUUAUGGUUUAAAUUGAAAUCUACACAUACUUACAUUCACAACACAUGUUUUCCUGUGUUAUUCAAUGACAAAACAGCAUACUGUAAUACUAUAACUUGUAUAAAAAGGAAAAGGACUAUGCAACCUAAGUUUGAGAUCGCUGUUAUCAGAACCAUAACCAUGUAUGUUUAGCGACUUAUAAUGUAGAAAAUAGGAUUGACAUGAACAAUUAGUGUCACUCGCUGUCAAUAGGGGUGCCUGAAUUGCAAUAUUGUGCAGUAUAAUUUAUUUGCCAAUGCACAGCCCAAUCCAAUGUUGUUAUGGGUAUUGUUUAUAUGUAUUGAUCAUACUUGCAUAAAGAUCAUUUACACUUGUUACAUUUAUUUUAAACCUGAUAAUAAAUUUGAUUUUAC
This is a messenger RNA of Haliotis rubra (blacklip abalone), 2115 nucleotides long. RefSeq names its product dolichol kinase-like. Lineage: Eukaryota; Metazoa; Mollusca; Gastropoda; Lepetellida; Haliotidae. The transcript is spliced from 8 exons. The record is from RefSeq and is a predicted model, not a curated record. The coding region runs from base 311 to 1099 and encodes 262 amino acids. Gene Ontology annotation, cellular component: endoplasmic reticulum membrane. Gene Ontology annotation, molecular function: dolichol kinase activity. Gene Ontology annotation, biological process: dolichyl monophosphate biosynthetic process.